Messenger RNA from Perognathus longimembris pacificus (Pacific pocket mouse), 3946 nucleotides. RefSeq names its product class II major histocompatibility complex transactivator (gene Ciita). The coding region runs from base 79 to 3696 and encodes 1205 amino acids. Gene Ontology annotation, biological process: positive regulation of MHC class II biosynthetic process; inflammatory response; positive regulation of MHC class I biosynthetic process. The record is from RefSeq and is a predicted model, not a curated record. The transcript is spliced from 20 exons. Gene Ontology annotation, molecular function: protein binding; ATP binding. Lineage: Eukaryota; Metazoa; Chordata; Mammalia; Rodentia; Heteromyidae.
ACUUCAUGUUUUGGAUGCUGCAGGCUGGGUGAGUGGAGACUGCAGGCACGGGAGCUGGCCUGGCCUCUAGGUACUGCCAUGAAUCACUUCCAAGCCAUCUUGCCCCAAGUGCGGAGUCUUCUGUCUGGCCAGCAGCACCGGCAGGUGCAGGCCCUGCUGGACAGCCUGCUGGGGGCUGAGCUCCUGUCUCGGGAGUACCACAAUGCCCUGCUCCACGAGCACGAUGGCGAGGCAUUGGCCAGGAAGAUCUCCCUGAGCCUGCUGGACAACGGGGACCUCGAUGGGGCCCAGUUGGGCCAGACUUGGAGCAAGCUGCAGGCCCUGAUGCCCAACGGGGGCCCGGGCCACCAACAUUCUAAAGGCAGUGGGCAGCCAGGCACCAUGGAGGUGGGCCUGCUGGAGGGCGGGUACCUGGAGCUUCUCAACAGUGAUGCAGACCCCUUACACCUCUACCACGCCUGCGACCAGAUGGACCUGGCUGGAGAAGAAGAGAUGGAGUUCUGCUCGGAAGCCGACCCAGAGACCAUCAACUGCGACCAGUUCACUAGGCUGCUGUGUGAUGUUGAAGAGGAUGAAGAGGCUGGGGAGGCUUACGCCAACAUUGCGGAACUGGACCAGUAUGUGUUCCAGGACUCCCAGAUGGAGGGCCUGAGCAAGGACAUUUUCAUAGAGCACAUUGGGCUCGAUGAGGGGGUCGGUGAGAGUGUGGAGGUGCCAGCUGAAGCAGGAAAGCGAAAUCAGAAAAGAUCCCUCCUGGAGGAGCACUCCCAGGACCCCAAGCGCAGGAAGCCAGCUGAGACCCCUGCUGUGCCCAUCCUGACUGGCAGUUUCCUGGUAGGACCAGUAGGCAGUGACUCUACCCUGCUCUGCCCACCACCUACUCUGUUCAGCCAGGAAAUAGUACCAGGCCAGAUGCACCUGGAGGGAGCUGCUCAGCUGUCAGUGCUCCCUUCGGGGUCCUCCACUGGCUGCCUCCGUCUUUCUGCUGGACCCUUCCAGUUCAUCUCGACUCUCCCCGUCCUGCCCCAGGAGCACUGGCAAAUUUUAGAGGCUGGCACAAACAUCUCUGGCAUAUUUAUCUACCAUGGUGACUUACCCCAGGCCAGCCAACUGUUUCCUUCUACUGGUCCUCCUGUUCACAGCCUCCCCAAAUCCCCAGACCGGCCGGGCUCUACCAGCCCCUUUGCUCCAUCCACGGCUGACCUGCCCAGCAUGCCAGAAGCAGCGCUGACUUCCCGUGCGAGGGUGACAGAGGACGACAUGGCCCCCUCCCCACGCCAGGGUGCUGCAGAGGUCCCGAAAUGGCCUGAGCCCGUGGAGCAGUUCUGCCACUGGCUUCGGGAUAAGUACCGGGCCGAGCCUGCAGGCCCGGACGGCCACCUGGUGGAGGUGGACCUGGUGCGGGCCAGGCUGGAGAAGGGCAGCAGCAAAAGCCAGGAGAGGGAGCUGGCUACCCUGGACUGGACAGAGCAGCAGCUGGCCCGUGGGGGUCUGGUCGAGGUGCUGCUGUCCACCAGUGACUGCCGACCAGCAGGAGAAACACAAGUGAUUGCCGUGCUGGGCAAGGCCGGCCUGGGGAAGAGCCACUGGGCCCGGGCGGUGAGCAGGGCCUGGGCAUGCGGCCAGCUCCCCCAGUAUGACUUCGUCUUCCAUGUCCCCCGCCACUGCCUGGACCAUCUGGGGGACACCUACCGCCUGCAGGAUCUGCUCUGCCCCGCGGGCCCGCACUCCCAGGCCCCGGAUGACAGAGUCCUCAGCCACAUUGUGAGGCGGUCCAGUCACGUCCUGCUUAUCCUGGAUGGCUUCGAGGAGCUGGAAGCCCAGGACGGCUUUGUGCAUAGCGCAUGUGGUGCUGUGCGCUCCGAGCCCUGCUCCCUCCGUGGGCUUCUGGCCGGCCUGCUCCAGGGGAAGCUGCUGCGGGGCUGCACGCUGGUCCUCACCGCCCGGCCCCGGCCCCGCCUGGCCCAGUGCCUGAGCAAGGCCCACGCCCUGUUCGAGGUGCCCGGCUUCUCUGCGGAGCAGGCUCAGACUUACCUAAGGCGCUACUUGGAGGACGCUGGGGUGCCCGAGGACCCAGAGAGGGCCCUGGCGCUCCUGAGGGAGCAGCCGUUUCUUCUCAGCCACGGGCACAGCCCUGACGUGUGCCAGGCAGUGUGCCAGCUCUCCAAGGCCCUGCUGCAGGCGGGCACAGAGGCCCAGCUGCCCUGCACGCUCACGGGACUCUACGUGGGCCUGGUGGGUCCUGCUGCCAGGGACAGCCCCCCAGGGGCCCUGGCAGGCCUGGCCAAGCUGGCCUGGGAGCUGGGCCGCCGGCACCAGCGCACCUUGCACGAAGACCAGUUCCCCUCGGCGGAGGUCAGGACGUGGGCCGUGGCCCAGGGCUUGGUGCGGGCGGCCCCAGAGGCUGCCGAGGCCCAGCUGGCCUUCACCAGCUUCCCGCUGCACUGCUUCCUGGGGGCCCUGUGGCUGGCCCAAAGCAGCGACAUCAAGGACAAGGAGCUGCCGCAGUACCUGGCGCUGACGCCCAGGAAGAAGAGACCCUAUGACAACUGGCUGGCCGGUGCCCCACGCUUCCUGGCUGGCCUCAUCUUCCAGCCCCGCGCCUGCUGCCUGGCAGCCCUGCUGGGGCCUGCGGUGGCCGCCAGAGCGGACAGGAAGCGGAAGGUGCUCACAAGGUACCUGAAGCGGCUUCAGCUGGGGACGCUGCGGGUGGCGCAGGUGCUGGAGCUGCUGCACUGCGCCCAUGAGGCGCAGGACCCCAGCAUCUGGCAGCAUGUGCUGUGGGGGCUCCCCGAAAACCUGUCCUUCCUGGGCACCCGGCUCACGCCCCCCGAUGCCCACGUGCUGGGCAAGGCCUUGGAGGCCGCCGGCCGAGACUUCUCCCUGGACCUCCGCAGCACUGGCCUUGACCUCUCCGGCCUGGGCAGCCUCGUGGGACUCUCCUGUGUCACGCGUUUCAGGGCCGCCUUGAGUGACACUGCCAGUCUGUGGGAGUCACUGCGGCAGCGUGGGGAGACCCCGCUACUCUGGGCAGCCGAGGAGAAGUUCACCAUCGAGCCCUUUAAGGCCAAGUCUCUGAAGGACUUGGAGGACCUGAGCCGCCUGGUGCAGACCCAGAGGGCGAGAAGUUGUUCUGACCACUUGGCCGGGGACCUGCCUGCAGUCCGAGACUUGAAGAAGCUGGAAUUUGCAUUGGGCCCUGUCCUGGGUGUCCAGGCCUUCCCAAAGCUGGUGAGGAUCCUUCCGGCCUUCUCUUCCCUUCAGCAUCUUGACCUGGAUUCCCUGAGCGAGAACAAGAUUGGGGACGAGGGGGUCGCACAGCUCUCAGCCACCUUCCCAUUGCUGAAAGCACUGGAGACGCUCAAUCUCUCCCAGAACAGCAUCACCGAUGUGGGAGCCUGCCAGCUUGCCGAGGCCCUGCCCUCCCUCGCUGCCACCCUCCUCAGGCUUAGCUUGUACAAUAACUGCAUUGGCGACAAAGGGGCUGAGAGCCUGGCACAAGUGCUCCCCGACAUGGGGUCCCUGCGGGUGAUGGAUGUCCAGUACAACAAGUUCACGGCCGUGGGUGCCCAGCAGCUGGCCGCCAGCCUGAGGAAGUGCCCCCACCUGGACACGCUGGCCAUGUGGACACCUACCAUCCCCUUUGGCGUCCAGGAACAUUUGCAGCAGCUGGACUCACGGAUCAGCCUGAGAUGACCUGGCUGUGCCCCAGACAAGGACACUGACCUUGAACUGAGGACUCGCAGGCACAGCUGGCUGUUCUCUGGGUGCUGUCCCGUGAACCCCUGGCUCAGCACUGGGCCUGCCCAGCUGCAGAAGGGACCCACAUGUGGCUCUGCUGGCAGACCUAGACCUGGUUCCAGGCUCCUUCAAGCCCAGGCAGAUGCCAGCUCCGCUCUGCUCAUGUAAGCUCUGGCAGAAGAUGGUACCUGAUGGCCACUGUGGU